Exophiala dermatitidis NIH/UT8656 is the source of this 1431-nucleotide messenger RNA. RefSeq lists its product as uncharacterized. Lineage: Eukaryota; Fungi; Ascomycota; Eurotiomycetes; Chaetothyriales; Herpotrichiellaceae. The record is from RefSeq and is a predicted model, not a curated record. Gene Ontology annotation, cellular component: Rad6-Rad18 complex; nucleus. Gene Ontology annotation, biological process: DNA damage tolerance; protein monoubiquitination. The transcript has a single exon. Bases 1 to 1431 code for a protein of 476 amino acids. Gene Ontology annotation, molecular function: metal ion binding; ubiquitin protein ligase activity; single-stranded DNA binding.
AUGGCCACCACGGACAUGUCGCUCCUCUCGACAUUCCAGAAACAUAUUGAGGACAUGCGCAACCUGUCGUUGUGCAAAAUCUGCAUAAAGCCUUUCUACGAACCGUUCAUACUUCCAUGUGGCCACACAUACUGCUAUUCAUGUCUCGCCAGCUGGUUUGGGGGGUCUCAGAGCAGGAAGCGCAAGAAAAAUUGUCCAGAUUGUAGGGCAGAAGUUAAGGUGCAGCCAUCACCGAACUAUCUGCUAAGGGAUCUCGUCCACAUGUUCAUCGGCCGAGCCGAAUUGCUCCCAGAAGAUGAGACUGUACAGGAACACCAGCAGGCAAAAGAAGAAGAGGCACUCUUACUUGCAGCCGACCGUACUGGAGUUGGUCUCUUCAAGGGCGCGUUCAAACAAUCACGCCAUCUUCACCAUCUCGUCUCAUGGCGUCAGGGUAUCAUGGACUAUGAGGAUGGGGUUGUCCGGUGUCCAGAGUGUCAUUGGGAGUUGGAAGAGGGCGAAUGCUACCAGUGCGGCUUCAUACAAUACGAACCAGGUGACAGUGAGAGCGAGUCCGACGAGUUGUCCAUGGAUUCCCAGAGCAUACAUACUGUCGACACAGAUUUCGAUGGCGACGGCGAUGAAGUCGACCAUGAGUUUGACAGCACUAUGCAUUUUGGCGGCUACGACCCCUACGAAGAGUAUGGCACAGCUACAGAUGCUACUGGCAGUGACCGCAUCGACUCUUAUGACGAGAAUGAUGAUAUGGACGGCUUCAUCGACGAUGAGCGUGACGAUGACGACGCUGCCAGUGGAUCGACCAUGGUCAUAAACCCAUAUGGUGGAAUACUUUAUCCUGCAAAUAGUAGAAAUGAUUCGCACACUACAGCUCAAGGAGAGACAUCAGAUGCAAAUACCAAUUAUGACGAAGAAACGGAUGCCUCCGAAGUCGACCACAAUUACGUCCCGACCAGAACGCGGCCGAGACGCGUUGUCCUAAGCGAUGACUCGGAGGAGGAAAUUUCGGAGGAGAGUAGUGAAGACGAAAGAACAAGCCGGGAAGCAACAGGCACCACAGACGAUGAUAACGAUGAUGGCAGAAAUGCAGGAAAUGCGACGUCCGCCGCUGGAUCGCUUGAUAAUCUCGACGGUGCAGAACACGACUCCGAAGACUCAGAUAUCCGACCUCCUCAACCCUCAACAUUGCGACGACAGCGUCUGCAAGGGCAACGUUUUAGACGCAACUACCAGAAUUACCCGCUACCGCCUGGACGGCGCCGAGGGGUGCAGGCCGAUCACAUUCAGGCGAGACAGCGAAGAGAGCCACAUGAUCUGUGGGAGGAAGGUAUCCUGGAGUACAGAAGCUCUGGCGAACUGGUCAGACAUGAUCCGCCCUCCCACAGCCGCGCAGGAUUCGGACAAUCAAGGCGCGGAACGGCUUUACUAGGAUAA